Molecule: messenger RNA, 939 nt
Organism: Phaethon lepturus (White-tailed tropicbird)
Lineage: Eukaryota; Metazoa; Chordata; Aves; Phaethontiformes; Phaethontidae
Exons: 2
Coding region: 1-939 (312 amino acids)
Source: RefSeq, a predicted model, not a curated record
AUGAACCUGCCCCAGGAGGCGAAAGAAGGAGCCCCAGGUGUUCAGACCAGCUCCUUUCCCCAGCAUGGCCCAGAUGCAGCGAGGGCUGCUCUGGGACACCCAUCUCCCACUCUCACUCACCCUGUGAGAUCUCCACCAUUUCCACCAAGAAGAUUGCCAACAAGUCCAUCUUUGCCAAGGAGACCACCUUUGCCAAUGAGAAUAUCAAGGACAGAGACCACCAAGGACACCAUCUCUGUCAAGAAGACCACCAAGGACACCAUCUUUGCCAAGGAGACUGUCAACGACACCAUCUCCGCCAAGGAGACCACCAACAGCACCAUCUCUGUCAAGGAGACCACCAAGGACUCCAUCUCCGUCAAGGAGACCACCAAGGACACCAUCUCCACCAAGGAGACUGCCAACAGCACCAUCUUUGCCAAGGAGACUGUCAACGACACCAUCUCCGCCAAGGAGACCACCAACAGCACCAUCUCUGUCAAGGAGACCACCAAGGACUCCAUCUCCGUCAAGGAGACCACCAAGGACACCAUCUCCACCAAGGAGACCGCCAACAGCACCAUCUUUGCCAAGGAGACUGUCAACGACACCAUCUCCACCAAGGAGACCGCCAACAGCACCAUCUUUGCCAAGGAGACUGUCAACAAUACCAUCUCCACCAAGGAGACCACCAACAGCACCAUCUUUGCCAAGGAGACCACCAAGGGCACCAUCUUUGCCAAGGAGACCACCAACAGCACCAUCUUUGCCAAGGAGACCACCAAGGGCACCAUCUUUGCCAAGGAGACCACCAAGGGCACCAUCUUUGCCAAGGAGACUGCCAACAGCACCAUCUUUGCCAAGGAGACUGCGAAGAGGACUAUCUUUUUCAAGGAGACCACCGAGCAGAUUGCCACCAAGGAGACCACCUUGAAGCUUCUGGCGGUCAUGUUUGGCUAG